This is a messenger RNA of Mobula hypostoma (lesser devil ray), 2424 nucleotides long. It is a transcript of the gene cenatac, whose product is annotated as centrosomal AT-AC splicing factor. The transcript has 11 exons. The record is from RefSeq and is a predicted model, not a curated record. The coding region runs from base 24 to 1079 and encodes 351 amino acids. NCBI's taxonomy places the organism in Eukaryota, Metazoa, Chordata, Chondrichthyes, Myliobatiformes, Myliobatidae.
GAGUAUCGGUCUGCGGUUUCCUGAUGAGGGGAAAGAAGGCGGUAGCGGCAGCGGCAGCAAAAGAAGAGGUUGAGGGACUGUUUUACUGCGUGGUUUGUAGGCAGACCUCUUUCCGCGGCCGGGGGCACAUCUACGGCCUGAAGCACCAGGAAAGGCUCGCGGCGCUGCUAGGCCGCUUCCAACAGAAGGUUGAAGAGGCACGGAAGGUUCUCUCAGACGUGAAAGUGGAGAAAUAUGAUUUCACCCAGCAUGAGCAGAACUUCUGGUGCUACUGCUGCAAUGGGGAUGUGAAGAAACACAUCACAAAUGGAAGCCUUGCGGUGCUGUAUGGAGGACUGUUGGAACACUUUGCAAGCUUGGAACAUUUGAAACAAACCAACAAAUUCUGGUGGGAAAAUAAAGCUGACAAAAAGUUAAAAGAGAAGUUUCUCCUCUCUGCAGAUGCUUAUGAAAAGUUCAAAACGGCUGUUGCAAAGGCAGUGGAAAACUAUGAAGAGAAAGCGGAUGAAUACAUUAAACAGGAAGCAGAGUAUAUUCGAGAAGUGGAUCGGAGAAGGCAAGAGGUAGUACAGGCUGCCUUUGAGCCACAGGAAGAGCUGAAUUCACUCGAUGGCUGCAAACACUGCGAGUUCAAUUGUUAUGAUGGUCAUAGUCUUGGAAACUACAACAGCGAAGAGAUACAACCUGGACCGAGUGGAGUGAAUUCCACUUGUCGUUCUGGUGAUAGGAGAAAUGGACAAACCUUGACUUUCAUUGGUAACCAGUUCCUGAAUCAGAAAUCAGAAAGUGGGAAUAUUCACACAGGUGCAACUCCACCCUGGCUUAUUGAUGAGGAGGAUACAAACACUGCACAAAAAACAAUUGGACCUUCUUAUGAAGAGUUUAUCCAGCAAAGAGAAAGAGAGAAACUGAAGAAACUUCCUCCAAAUCGUGUUGGUGCAAAUUUCAACCAUUUAUCAGAAACAGAUGAUUUCUGGCUGCCUUCAUUUGGCAGAGUAUGGAAUGAUGGCAGGAGAUGGCAGUCCAGGCAUCAGUUCCGGUUAGAGGAAGGCAAGAAAAGCAGAAAACGGAAGAGAUAACCAGUGGAACUGAAGACUCAUGCAUUUUGGAAUGUGUACUUUAAUUAAAUUAUCUGAAGCUGUACAUCUUGUUAAUAGAUUAAUUUAAAGUGCAAGGGUUCAGUUACUUUGCUCAGUUUGUGAAUAAAGCUGUUGACUAACUGAACAAAUGUUAUCCUCAUCAUUUUCAGUAGCUUUCUCGAUCCAAUAAAUGCCUCCUAUUGCAAUUCUGAUAAUUCAACUCAUCCAUCUGUUCUGAGAAGAUUACUGCCCAUUAAGGAACUUGUCAUUGUCAUAAGCACACAAACAGCUCUCAUUGACCCACUAUGUCAAUGUUGAAUUUUUUGUUCAUAUACACUAAUCCCAUCUGUAUUCUAUAAACAAGAGAUUCUGCAGAUGCUGGAAAUCCAAACCAACACACAAAAUGCUGGAGGAACUCAGCAGAAUCUAUGGAAAUGAGUAAACUGAUGUUUUGGGCUGAGUUCCUCACUAUCUUUUCUUGCAGUACAUUCCAGACUAAAAACAAAUGUUCCUCUUACCUUGAAACUAUGCCCUCCUUUUUAACCUCAGCAGUCAGAGGUCUGUUGGCCAAUCUAGUCCAGCAGUCCCCAACCACCAGACAGCAAGGAAACAGUAUGAGCCAGCUGCACCUUUCCUCAUUUCCUGUCACGCACUGUUGAACUUGAACAUGGGGUUGCCAACUGCCCUGUAUAUUGGCCUAAAUUGGUUUGUCCCAUAUUUCCCCUGCUAAGAAACCUUUCAUGCCGAAAUGGUGUAAAGCGAAGAAGCACUUACCAUUAAUUUAUAUGGGAAAAAUUUGAGUGUUCCCAGACCCAAAAAAAUAACCUACCAAAUAACACGUAAAACCCAAAAAAACCCAUGCAAAAAAAAAAGCAGGAAUGAUAUGAUAAAUACAGCCUAUAUAAAGUAGUAAUAACUAUGUACAGUGUAGUCAGGAAGAUCAAGUCAAAACCCACUUUGUGGGGAAAAAUUGGCACGUACGCACAUGUGCACACAGGUGCCCACGCAAGGCUUCAUCGUCAUGGUAGUCUUUCUUGGGGUAAACUGUCCCAUAUUUGACUGCUACUUUAAAGUUGGCAACCCCUAACUGUAAAAGACAUGUUGAGGUGAGAUUCACCCUACUUGACCACCACCAUCUCACCGCCCCCCCCCCCCGCAUCGGCAAGAAUAUUGUCAAUAUUAAAUCAGUCCGCGGUGCAAAAAAGCUGGGGACCCCUGAUUUAGUCUAUGCUGAAACCAUUUAAACUGCCUACACCACGCACCCAUCCAAAACAUUGAAAUCAAGCUCAUUCCAGUUACAGCCCUCAACAGAAUUUUGGGUCAAACGUUUUGGGUAGCCUUCCAC